Closterium sp. NIES-65 is the source of this 342-nucleotide messenger RNA. Lineage: Eukaryota; Viridiplantae; Streptophyta; Zygnematophyceae; Desmidiales; Closteriaceae. The record is from the annotation of a GenBank genome assembly.
AUGCCACAGCGUGCUACCCUAACCUGCCCCCAUGUGCCACUCCUGCAGCGCAUUUCCAGUCCUGCAAUGCCGGAGCAGCAUUGCGGCCAGAGAGAGAGGACAGGAGAGGAGAGGAGAGGAGAGGAGAGGAGAGGAGAGGAGAGGAGAGUGAGGAGAGGAGAGGAGAGUGAGGAGAGGAAAGAGGAAAAAAGAGAGGAGAGGAGAGGAGAGGAUAGGAGAGUGGAAAAUAGAGGAGAGGACAAGAGAGAGGAAAAAGAGAGGAGAGGAGACGAGAAGAAAGGACGAUGCGAAGAGAGGAGGGAAAGACAAGGCAAAGAGAGCACCGGAGAGGAGAGAAAAUGA